UAAGCACCCCCCAUAAAAUCUAUCUUGGCUUGUGGCAUUCAAUGUCUUAUGACAAUAUUGUUGUCAAUAGUUGCCAUGGGUGUGAGUGAUGACAUCACAAUGGCGAUGACAUCACAAUGGUUGCCAUGGGUGUGAGUGAUGACAUCACAAUGGUGCCCCUGACAAAAGUUUAUAUAAACCCUACUCAUAGCUGGGAUUGUCAGAUUAGUGACUGCAUGCGACCAUGAAAUCACUAAUCAUCACCCUGCUGAUUUUUACUGGAAUUUUAAGAGUAAAUUAUAUUUAUUUGUACUGGGGAGAUAAAUAUGGGCUUUGGAUCGGAGCCGUAAUGGUUUCCUGUUAUUAUAUUUAGUUCUAUUCAUGUUAAUGGGUUCAUAUAAGGGAAUUGUAUCUGAGCCAUUGUAGGUUCCUGUUAUUAGUGUUAUAUGUUAAUGUACCAGUGUCCUAUGGGUUUGCUGAGCGGUUUUUAUGCAAUGUACAUCACUCUGUCCCAGACAUCUGAUCCAUGCACUUUUCUCUUACAGGAAAACUAUAUCAAACAAGAUUACAAGGAAUAUUUUCAUAUAGAAGUUAAAGACUACGCUGUAUACAGUCCAGUUUGCCCUGUGACAGUUGAAAGUGACAGUUAUGUAGAGACCAGCAAUGCCCUGUUUGUACAGGAGAAACUCAAGCCCAUUGCUCUACUGAUCCCAGAAGAUAUAAAAUGUGAUGGCUUGCUGUGUCCCAUUCCUCCCAUAGAGAGAGAGCUCAAGAGACCAGAUCUAGAUCUGAGCAAUGUCACCAUUUGGGAUUUCCAGAGCGUUGUACCAUAUCUCCAGCUCCUCAUGACUCCUACUAACAAUAAAUCUGGUAUCAAGGAAGAACUUAUGGGCUUAUUGUCACCCAAAAAUUUAGUCAUUCUGCUGGACCUUUUGUGUCUCUAUUGGUACCACAAAAAGAGCUCGAAAAAGAAGAAAGAAGCUGUCUCUGCUGAGACAGAGAGCAAAGCGGAACCAAAUCUCAUUAUAAACCACCAAAGUGAUGAAGAAAAUGAGGAUGAGGAAGAACCAAGUCUCAUUAUAAACCACCAAAGUGAUGACGAAAAUGAGGAUGAGGAAGAACCAAGUCUCAUUAUAAACCACCAAAGUGAUGACGAAAAUGAGGAUGAGGAAGAACCAAGUCUCAUUAUAAACCACCAAAGUGAUGACGAAAAUGAGGAAGAAACAAGUGAUGAAGAAAAUGAGGAUGAGGAAGAACCAAGUGAUGAAGAAAAUGAGGAUGAGGAAGUAGAACAUAUAAGAGAAAGCACAAUGAGUGGGCCUAGCGACUGUACUUAUUUCUUCCCAUAUGAGCACCAAGAAUCAAAGUCCAAAAAGAAACGUUUCGGCUUUAAUGUGAGAAAGAGUUUCUGUCACUCUCCAAAUAAAACCAGGAAAAAUGAAACUAGUUACGGAAAAGAGAGGAAGAAAUUCAGCCGACUCUUCCUAAACUUUAUCCGCCAAAGCUUCCAAAGAGACACGUGAAGAGGAGACAUGUUUUACAAUCCUUAUGCUGAGAACAUUCAUUUAUUAACAGAAAGGAGCUCUGCAAAGAAG
This is a messenger RNA of Xenopus laevis (African clawed frog), 1574 nucleotides long. RefSeq lists its product as uncharacterized. Bases 426 to 1502 code for a protein of 358 amino acids. Lineage: Eukaryota; Metazoa; Chordata; Amphibia; Anura; Pipidae. The transcript is spliced from 4 exons. The record is from RefSeq and is a predicted model, not a curated record.